Messenger RNA from Dama dama (fallow deer), 8002 nucleotides. RefSeq names its product testis specific serine kinase 4 (gene TSSK4). NCBI's taxonomy places the organism in Eukaryota, Metazoa, Chordata, Mammalia, Artiodactyla, Cervidae. The transcript is spliced from 4 exons. Gene Ontology annotation, biological process: protein phosphorylation; microtubule cytoskeleton organization; intracellular signal transduction. Gene Ontology annotation, cellular component: cytoplasm. The record is from RefSeq and is a predicted model, not a curated record. Gene Ontology annotation, molecular function: protein serine/threonine kinase activity; tau-protein kinase activity; ATP binding. The coding region runs from base 6788 to 7804 and encodes 338 amino acids.
CUGUUUCCCCCGGAGGGGUUGCGGUUGAGACCUCGCUAUGAGGACACAAACACGUUUUUUUGGAUAAGAGUCGCCGACAGUCCGGUCCCCUGUCCUCGGGAAGUUUGGGGUUGGGCGCCUAAGAGCAGUGCCCGCCGCGCGCACCAAGUGACCGUGCGGACCCCGGGGGCGGCUAGCCGACGGCUAGUGGAUGCCCGACGCGUUUGCCGGCUGAACCAAUGGAACUCGCCACCGAGUGCAGAGGCCGAGUCCCGAGAGGCGGUUCAAGGUUCCCACCGAGGACGAGGAUGAGGCUUUGGGCGUUGCUGUCCUAGGACAGCGAGGACACAGCCCGUACAACGGCCCUAGAGUCGGAUCUCGCCUCAGGGCUGCUCUGCCAACAGUCAUGAAUGGCCUCUCGCCAAAAACCAAAUACGUAAAUAAAAGUAUCUUCCCGAGGCUGUCCUGGAGGCCUCCUUGACUGUAUAGUGACUGUCCUGUGUCCGACGAUAGGCAAUCCUGGGCCAGGUCUGGUUAGGAGGCAGGCAAAGAAAUCGGGGUUUUUACCCCGUGUGUUGGGCAGCCUGGAGCUUAUUAUUAAUUGCAAGUAAAGCAUCUUUUUUUUUUUUUAAUUGCAAGUAAAGCAUCUUAACAUGUUUUGAUCACUUUUUAUUUUUAUUUAACUGUGUGUAUGUGUUUGUUGUUGUUUAGUCGCUCAGUCGUGUAUGACUUUGCGAACCCUUGGACUUGCAGCAUGCCCGGCUUCCCUGUCCAUCACCGUCUACCCGAGCUUGCUCAAACUCAUGUCCAUUGAGUCGGUGAUGCCAUCCAAACAUCUCAUCCUCUAUGGGCCCCUUCUUCUCCUGCCUUCAAUCUUUCCCAGCAUCAGGGUCUUUUCUAAUGAGUCAGCCCUUCUUAUCAGGUGGCCAGUGUAUUGGAGCUUCAGCAUCAGUCCUUCCAAUGAGUAUCAGGAUUGAUAUCCCUAAGGAUUGACUGGCUUGAUCUCGUUGCUGUCCAAGGGACUCUCAAGAGUCUUCUCCAACACCACAGUUCAAAAGCAUCAAUUCUGCAUUCAGCCUUCUUUAUAGUCCAACUCUCACAUCCAUACAUGACUACUGGAAAAACCACAGCUUUGCCUAGACAGGCCUUUGUCGGCAAACUAAUGUCUCUGCUUUUUAAUAUGCUGUCUAGGUUGGUCAUAACUUUUCUUCCAAGGAGCAAGCGUCUUUUAAUUUCAUGGCUGCAAUCAGCAUCUGUAGUGAUUUGGGAGCCCAAGAAAAUAAAGUCUGUAACUGUUCCAUUGUUUCCCCAUCUAUUUGCCAUGAAGUGAUGGGACCGGAUGCCAUGAUCUUAGUUUUCUGAAUGUUGAGUUUUAAGCCAGCUUUUUCACUGUCUUCUUUCACCUUCAUCAAGAGGCUCUUAGUUCCUCUUCGCUUUCUGCCAUAAGGGUGGUGUCAUCUGCAUAUCUGAGGUUAUUGAUAUUUCUCCCGGCAAUCUUGAUUCCAGCUUGUAUUUCAUCCAGCCCGGCAUUUCACAUGAAGUACUCUGCAUAUAAGGUAAAUAUGCAGGGUGACAAUAUACAGCCUUGAUGUACUCCUUUCCCAAUUUGGAACCAGUCUGUUGUUCCAUGUCCAGUUCUAACUGUUGCUUCUGACCUACAUACAGGCUUCUCAGGAGGCAGGUAAGGUGGUCUGGUAUUCCCAUCUCUUGAAUUUUCCACAGUUUGUUGUGAUCCACACAGUCAAAGGCUUUAGUGUAGUCAAUGAAGCAAGAAGUAGAUGUUCUUCUGGAAUUCUCUUGCUUUUUCUAUGAUCCAACCGAUGUUGGCAAUUUGAUCUCUGGAUCCUCUGCCUUUUCUAAAUUCAGCUUGAACAUCUGGAAGUUCUUGGUAUGUGUUUGAGCAUCUUUUAAUUUCGUAUUGCCGAUUAUUCUGGAAAAGUGUAUUCUGUUAAGGGAUCUGUCACUAGUGAAGUUCCUCUGGAGAUCAGACCUAGGGUCGGUGAGUUUGGCCGCUUGAGAACAACUUAAGGUUCCUUUUACUCGGUGAGUUUGGCCGCUUGAGAACAACUUAAGGUUCCUUUUACUCGAGUAAAGACAGUGGAAAGUGAUAAGUGACUUCUGGCUUGAGAAGUCCUUCAUUUACUCAUUUCUGCCCUCUCUGACCGAGCCCUCCUCCCUGCAGGAGGUGAGGUUCCAGGAUGUAGAGGUUGAGAUUUUUAGACAGUGAGUUUUGUAAUUAGAAAAGUAACUUGGAGUGGCUUUGGAAUAAUCUUUUACAUGACAACCACCUGGUCUCUAAACCUGGGCCUCUUUCACAGUUAACAGUCACUGCCCGUGCCCCCCCCUCCCCCCCGCCCCACCCAAUAAGAUCAGUGCCAUCAGGAUUCCUCUGCUUUUCUCGAGUAUCUUCCAAAUUGCUUGCCAUGCUGCCUUGGUGCUGGUCCUGUCCCUUCAACUAAGCUGACAGCCACCUUGCUUCUCUCUUGGUCAUCUCUCCCCUUGUAUCUAUUUUCCACACUGUUGCUGCAAGUUUUUUUCUUUUUUUAAUCUUAAAGAUGUCCUAUUUCCAGCAACAGUGAUUCUUUUUUAAAAAAAAUUUAAUAUGAUUUUUAAAGGUUUCUUUCCAUUCAGUUAUUACAGAAUAUUGUCUGUAUUCCCCGUGUUGUACAUCCUUGAGUGUAUCUUACAGGCAGUAAUUUGUAUCUCCCAUUCCCCCACCCCUAUAUUGUCCCUCUCUCCCUCCUCACUGGUAACCACUAGUUUGUUUUUUUUAAUCUGUGAGUCUGCUUCUUUUUGUUAAAUUCACUAGUUUGGGACUUCUCUGGCAGUCCAGUGGUUGAGACUCUUUGCUUCCAAUGCCUGGAACGUGGUUGGGGAACUAGGAUCCCACAUGCCUCGCAGUGCAACCAAAAAAAAAAAGUAAAUUCACUAGUUUGCAACAACAGUUCUUAAAUCUCAGUAUGCAUCAGGUUCAGCUAGAAACUUAUUAAAAACAGAGAUACCUGGGUCCCCUCCCAAAUCAGGAUCUUGGGGAGGACGUUACUGGGCAUCAGUAUUUUUAAACAAGCUCUGAUUUUGAUGCAUACCAAAAUUUAACCAUGAGUACAUAGGACAGAGCCAUAAAAAAAACAAAAAAAAACAAAAAAAAAACGGCAUAUUAGGUCUCUCAGACCUGGAUCUAAAUUACUUCUCCAGGUACAUUCCCCUCUGGAACCCUAUCCUGUGUUUAAAUUGAAAUCUUGAAUGUCAUAUUUUCUCAGGCCUGCAAGCUUCAUAUAGUUCCUUCUGCCUAGACUGUUCAAUCCACCAUUCCCUGCUUGCCUGUCUUUUGAACAGUACAAAUGCCACCUUCUCUAUAAAGCCUCCCUUACGUCUCCUUUCAGACUUUGUUUAUAGAACUUUAAUCUCACUGUUAUAUUUCAUUAACUUCUUAUGUGUCUGUCUCCCUUGCUAAUUGCUAACUCCUCACAGGGGGAUUAUAAUUUAUCCAUUUUGGUAUCCUUAGCAAAGGAUAAAUCCUUAGCAAGCACAACCUAGCAGUGUUUUUGUAUACAGUAGGCAGCUUAAUGGAAACAGUGACAGACUUUAUUUUCUUGGGCUCCCAAAUCACUACAGAUGGUGACUGCAGCCAUGAAUUAAAAGAUGCUUGCUCCUUGGAAGAAAAGCUGUGACAAAUCUAGAUAGCCUAUUGAAAAGCAGAGACAUUACUUGGCCAACAAAGGUCUAUCUAGUCAAAGCUAGGUUUUCCAGUAGUCAUGUAUGGAUGUGAGAGUUGGACCAUAAAGAAAGCUGAGCACCGAAGAAUAGUUUCUUUUGAACUGUGGUGUUGGAGAAGACUCUUGAGAGUCCCUGGACAGCAAGGAGAUAAAGCCAGUGAAUCCUUUAAGAAGGAUUCUAUUCCAAUAUUCUUUGGAAGGACUGAUGCUGAAGCUGAAGCUCCAAUACUUUGGCCACCUGAUGUGAAGAGCUGACUCAUUAGAAAAGACCCUGAUGCUGGGAAAGAUUGAAGGCAGGAGGAGAAGGGGCCGAUAGAGGAUGAGAUGGUUGGAUGGCAUCACCGACUCAAUGGACAUGAGUUUGAGCAAGCUCUGGGAGUUGAUGAUGGACAGGGAGGCCUGGUGUGCUGCAGUCCAUGGGGUCACAAAGAGUCAGACACGACUGAACUGAACUGAGGCAGCUUAAUACACAAUCCUUGCACGAACUGAUUUACCUGCUGUACAUGAUGAGAACAGAGGUGCCACCAAGCUGCCUAUCCAGGGGAGCAGAAGACAGGCGGGGCGGGGUGAGCCUCCUUACCAUGGUGUGUCCUGGACAGCUGCUCAUUUUGAUAGACUGAGGAUGUAGAUCUGAUUCCAACAGGACUUUCAGUCACCCUGCCAGCAGGACUGUCAAUGAGAAUUUACCAGUAGCCUAUGGCAUAAUCUGUUGAAAGUUUUGUUUUGGAGGAUGGAAGAUAAAAGAAAUUUGAUUCUUCCCUUGUUAUUACUUGUGUGCCAUCCCCACCCCCCCCACCAUCUUAAAUCCAGAUAACAUCUCUUCCUCUGUCUUUCCCACCAGACUCGUUUCAUUUUCACAGAGACCUGCAACCCCUCCCCCUGCCCUUUGGCCUUUUUCUAACUUGUCUUCCUAACCCAUGCAGCUAAGGUCUUUAGCCACAUUCUUACAUGAGUUCUUGAUGCCUCUCUCCCAUUAUCCUUUCACUGCAGCUGCCAAGUGAAAUCUCAAUCUUGGGUCAAUUUGUCUGUUAAUGUUCAAGCACCAACAUCAGGAUGCUAAAAAAAUCUUAACACUAUACUGUGUUAAGAUUGUGUGUCCAUAAGCUGGGUUUUCCAAUCUCAGUUGGACCCUCAGUGCUGCCCGUUGUUCAUUUUCCCAGUCAGCUCUCUCCCAUUCUCCACAAGCCCUUCUUCUCAGAUCUUUUGACUUCAUACCCCUUCCCUCAUCAAUUGACCUUCCUUACAGCGGGAGACGCAAGCAAGAAAAACAAGACACUACAUUAGAGAAAGUACUGGAGCUGUGGGAGCACUCAGGAGGGAGGGACAUCUGAUUUGGACCUGAGCAGUCAGUAAAGGCUUCCUUAAAACAGCACAUCAGCUAAGCCCUGAAGAGAGUCAAGUCUGCCAGAACAGAGGGAACAAUGAAGGAAAAGCAGUUGUUUGGCUGGAGCAUUGCAUGUAUAUUACAACAGAAAAUUAGAGAGGUAAGUGGGGUCAAAUUUGAAGUCACAUAAAAGAAUUUCGACUUGAUCCUAAGGAGAAUGGGGAGGCACUGAAUUGUUGCGGGAACAAAAGCAGAUUUGUUCCCUGGACUUCAGGGUGAACACACUAAGGGAUGAGGAGCAGAAGGCUUGCUGGAGUCAUCAGUGAAGAAAUGGGUCUUGAUGAGAUCCUUAGGAAGGAUGUAAAGGUCAGAGGAAAUAAGGCUUGUAACAUAACCUUAUUUCUAUUAGGAAUAGAGGGAGAAAUAACAGAAAUAAGGUUCUGUUACAGGGAUGGAUGGUGGGAGAGGCUCCUGUGGAACCUGGGGAAUGGCUGGCAGGAUGUAAGGAAAACUAGAGUCCAGGGUCAUGGAAGGCAAGAUAAGGGUGCAUUUCAAGGUUAAGAGGCAUCUCCAUCCCCACCCCAUACAUCUGAGUGAUCCUUGUAACUGUCUUUAUUCAUAUAAAGGUAUGGAAGUGAUGUUUUUUGAUUUUGGAGCCUAUGUCUCAAUUGGUCAUGCAGCUUCUGAUUUUUUUUUUUCACUUGGAAUUUAGUGCAAACUAUGUAAGGCAACUUGGGCUAGUCUACUGAAUAAUGACAUGAUAUGCAUAGCUCAGUUGGUGAAGAAUCUGCCUGCAAUGCAGGAGACCCCAGUUUGAUUCCUGGGUCUGGGAGAUCCCUGAAGAAGGGAUAGUCUACCCACUCCAGUAUUGUUGGGCUUCCCUUGUGGCUCAGCUGGUAAAGAAUCCACCUGCAAUGCAGGAGACCUGGGUUCAAUCCCUGGGUUGGGAAUAUCCCCUGGAGAAGGGAAAGGCUACCCACUCCAGUAUCCUGGCCUGGAGAAUUCCAUGGACUGUAUAGUCCAUGGGGUCCCAAAGAGUAGGGUAUGACUGAGCAACUUUCACUUUACUUAUGCAGAAACAAACCAGCCUAGCUGAGAUGAUGUCACCAGAUGAACUACCCAAGUUAGUCCAGCUCACUCUUUUUAAAAAAAAAAAAGCCACCCCCACAAAAAGAAUAUUUUAGAUCCUUUAGAACAUGCUUCUACAACACCUUACCAUUCUCUGUAAUAUUCUCAUACUCAGGUGUUUCUCAUGCUGGAUUAUAAGCACUAGUAGCAUAGGGUCUCUAUUGGUCUUACUGGUAAUUUUCUUCCAGGAUGCCACACACUGCCUGGCACAUAGCAGGUACUCAAUAAACAUGACUGGUUGAAAGGACCAGAUCCAUGGAAUGAGUCUCAUCAGAUUACAAAGGGACCUUUCCAGCAGGAAACUGCAUUUCCUCUCAAGCCUUGUGGCCAGUGGUGGAUAGAAGGUGAAUUAUGAUGUGUGCAGAACAUGGGACCUUGGGGAGUUCCGUAACCAAGAGGAGAAAGAAGUAACAACAGCCAGUGUAGACAAAAAGAACUGCUUCUCCCUUCUUUCCCCUCCAAGUUCCUAGUGGAGAGCUGAGCCCAGCAUCCCAGACUUGUGUGACUACACAGGCAAGCUUUUGGAGACUUUUAACUUCACUUUGGUACCCUAGCCUACAGCAGCUUAAGGUGUUGGCUUUCUAGGCAGACAGGAGGCUUUUAAGUAGCAAAGCUCCCUGCACUCAGCAAGCCCAACACCAUGGGGAAGGGAGACGUGGAAGCACCACCCACCUCAGCCUACCGCUCUGUCAUGGAGGAGUAUGGUUACGAAGUGGGCAAAGUCAUUGGCAAUGGCUCCUAUGGGACAGUGUAUGAGGCUUACUACACAAAGCAGAAGGUCAUGGUGGCCGUCAAGAUCAUCUCGAAGAAGAAGGCCUCUGAGGACUAUCUUAACAAGUUCCUGCCCCGUGAGAUACAGGUGAUGAAGGUCCUGCGGCACAAGCAUCUCAUCAACUUCUAUCAAGCCAUCGAGACCACAUCCCGGGUCUACAUCAUCCUGGAGCUGGCUCAGGGUGGUGACGUUCUUGAGUGGAUCCAGCGCUACGGGGCCUGCUCUGAGCCCCUUGCUGGAAAGUGGUUCUCCCAGCUGACCCUGGGCAUCGCCUACCUGCACAGCAAAGGCAUCGUGCACCGCCCUCUCCUGACCCCCAGCCUUUCUGCUGCUGGUAGGGACUUAAAGUUGGAGAACCUGCUGCUGGACAAGCGGGAGAAUGUGAAGAUAUCGGACUUUGGCUUCGCCAAGAUGGUGCCUUCUAACCAGUCUGUGCGGAAUAGCCCUUCCUACCGCCAAGUGAACUGCUUUAGCCACCUCAGCCAGACCUACUGCGGCAGCUUUGCUUAUGCCUGCCCGGAGAUCUUGCUUGGCCUGCCCUACAAUCCCUUCCUGUCUGACACCUGGAGCAUGGGCGUCAUCCUCUACACUCUAGUGGUCGCCCGUCUACCCUUUGAUGACACCAAUCUCAAGAAGCUGCUGAAAGAGACUCAGAAGGAGGUCACUUUUCCACCUAACUAUGCCAUCUCCCAGGAGUGCAAGAACCUGAUCCUCCAGACGCUACGCCAAGCCAACAAGCGUGCCACCAUCCUGGACAUCAUCAAGGAUCCCUGGGUGCUGAAGUUCCAGCCUGAGCAACCCACCCAUGAGAUCAGGCUACUCGAGGCCAUGUGCCAGCCCCCCAGCACCACUAAUCGUCACCAGUCCUUGGAAAUCAGUACCUGAAAGUGGCGGAGGGGGGAGGGGGGUUGAAAGAGGAGCAAAGCAGGAGGGUCUGGGGAUAAAAAUCUUUUAUACCAAAAAUAAAUAAAUCUAAUUCUGUUUUAGUUUCAUUAGCUGGAGUCACAUUCUUUCCUCAGGGGACCCUUAGCAGGGAACAGUGCUGAGGGUGAGAGUCGGAUUUCUGCCCAGAGCCUGUAACCA